Messenger RNA from Brassica napus (rape), 1065 nucleotides. RefSeq names its product transcription factor MYB28-like. The record is from RefSeq and is marked provisional. Lineage: Eukaryota; Viridiplantae; Streptophyta; Magnoliopsida; Brassicales; Brassicaceae.
AUGUCAAGAAAACCGUGUUGUGUCGGAGAAGGGCUGAAGAAAGGCGCAUGGACCACCGAAGAAGAUAAGAAACUCAUCUCUUACAUCCACGAACAUGGAGAAGGAGGCUGGCGCGACAUUCCCCAAAAAGCUGGGUUAAAAAGGUGUGGAAAGAGUUGUAGACUGCGUUGGACUAACUACCUAAAACCUGAUGUCAAAAGAGGCGAGUUUAGCUCAGAGGAGGAACAGAUUAUUAUCAUGCUUCAUGCAUCUCGUGGUAACAAGUGGUCGGACAUAGCGAGACAUUUACCUAGAAGAACAGACAAUGAGGUCAAGAAUUACUGGAACACUCAUCUUAAAAAACGUUUGAUCGAACAGUGUAUUGAUCCCGUGACUCACAAGCCACUGGCUUCUAAUUCCAACCAUACUGUCAACACGCCUCCAGAGAAUUUGCAUUCCCUUGCUGCGCCUAGUUCCGACAAGCAAUACUCCCGGUCGAGCUCAAUGCCUUCCCUGUCUCGUCUUACCAACAAAGAUGGGACACCAGUUCAAGGCGGUGCCUUGAGUCACAAAAAACGUUUCAAGAAGUCGAGUUCUACAUCAAGGCUUUUGAAUAAAGUUGCGGCUAAGGUCACUUCUGUAAAAGAAAUAUUGUCGGCUUCCAUGGAAGGUAGCUUGAGCGCUACUACAUUACCAUAUGCAAGCCAUUCUAAUGGCUUCUCUGAGCAGAUUGGCAAUGAAGAGGAUAGUUCCAACGCGUUCCUGACAAAUACUCUCGCCGAGUUCGAUCCCUUCUCCCAAUCACCGUUGUACAGUGAGCAUGAGAUCAACGCUACUUCUGAUCUCGGUAUGGAUUACGAUUUCUCACAUUUUCUUGAAAAGCUUGGGAGAGAUGACCACAACGAGGAGAACGAUAUGAAUGUCGAGUAUGGUCAUGAUCUUCUUAUGUCUGAUGUGUCUCAAGAAGUCUCAUCAACUAGCGUUGAUGAUCAAGACAAUAUGAUUGAAAAUUUCGAGGGUUGGUCAAAUUAUCUUCUUGACCAUGCGGAUUUCGUAUAUGACACGGAGUCUGAUUCCCUCAUAUGA